UUAAAGUAAAUGUCAAAUUCGUCUAGUCAUUCAUAAAUUAAUUCCUGAGACAAUUUGCUUUAUAGAAUACAAUUUUAAAACUAAAACAUGAUCAACAAUUACUUACACUUACAAUAACUCCAUACACCCAUUUUCUUUGGACAGAAAAUCAAAAUAAUCAUAUCGUAUAGCCUACAAUGCAUUCAUAUUUUAUGGAUUUAGAAGCUUUUUUCAACAUCCGGUGCUUGUAUCACAACACAAUAGAAUAUUAAAUAAACAUGCAAUAUGUAACGAGAUAAUAUAAAUGAUAGUGGUAUUAUACUUACUUAAUUGAAGCCUCUUUUACCUUGCGGUGUAGAGUUUACGAGAGAUUUCCAUCUAUCACGAUCCUGCACUAAACGGCCAAUCACUCUCCAAUCACCACCCCAAGAGCUUCCAAAUUUCUCCGGAGGUCAUCAGUCAAUCUUUUCCUCGGUCUUCCGUCUCGCCUUCUUCCCUCUGCCUUACAUUCCCAUAUUAGUUUUGUUAGCCUCUCCUCGCCCAUCCUUAUUGCGUGGCCCAGCCAUCUAAGCUGCUCUUCCUCUAUCCUCUGAGUGAUUGGAUUAGAGUUGACCACAGCUCUUAUAGCCUGAUUACUCAUAGUGGUAUUAUAACUAUAUCUUAUUGUAGGAUAUACAGAUUUAUAUUCAACAAAAAACCAUAAUUUAAGCUAUAUUACUUCAACUAUACAUGAUGUGAACAUGAUGUGAGCUAUUGCUAAGGUGACAUUCAGUGCCAGUGAAACCGAUUUAGUUUGAAUUUGGGCUUGCAUAAGUGCGGCAAUUGAAGAUGUCGGGUGAUACGUCAGGAGACAUCAGGGGGGCGGUGGAGGGGCGUGGCAAGGCCUCGGACAUCCUGAAGGCGUCAAGUGACACCGAAUUCUUGCACAGCUUCCUGAGGGUGGACGAUGGCGACGAGGCGCGUGACGAGGGCACAGACAGUGACAAGCGCAAGGCCAAGCGCAGGGCCGCCAUUCAGAAGGACAAGGACAGGGAAGAGGAGAAGAAGAGAGAGAAGGCGGCCCAAGCGUCCUCGCAAGUGAAGGAGACCAAAGAGAAGGACAAGCGACGCAAAGAGGAGCGCGCGAGAACCCCCACCCCGCCACCGGCCGGACCGGCGACUUUCUCGCAGCUGAGCAGGGAGAUCAAAAUGAAGCAGAAGCAGAGUGUGAAGAGCAUAAGGGGCAAGAAGGUGAAGAUACGCAGACAGGAGGAGAUCUACACGGACAAGGACCGAGCGGCAGCCGUCAACCUGGGCAGUCGCGACAUCAAGCAGUCGCUGAAGAUGAAGCGGCGCCAGGACCGCAGUCGCUCGCUCAUGAUCCCCGAGGAGGCCGAGCCUGGCACUCUACUAGCUCUCGGCAGCCACGAGCUCAGGGCCGGCCAUGUGCCCGUCGCUAUCAAUUUCGUCAACAAGGCGUUGGAGUUGAGCCCUAACGACAAGAACGCUCUAGUGGCCCGAAGCAAGUGUUAUCUUCUCCUGGGAGAACCUCACCUGGCUCUAGAAGAUGCAGAAACAGCACUAUCACAGGAUAAAACAUUCAUUAGAGGAAUAUAUCAGAAAGCAGAAGCCCUCUACCAUUUGGGAGAUUUUGAACACAGUCUUAUGUUCUAUCACAGAGGACUGCGGAUUCGUCCAGAAUUGGAGGGAUUCCGUUUAGGAGUUCAAAAGGCACAAGAAGCUAUAGAGAAUACCAUAGGAAGUAAGAUUAUGUCAAGUGCUGCGCAAAAGGGAGAAAGAGCUUCAAUUUCACUAACCAACAAACCACAAUCGGAUAAAAGCGAUUCGGAUAAGUUGAAGGAUCUGAUUAAUUCCAGUCCGAACAUUCCAAGCUCUGGAAAAAGGUCAGAGCCUGGAAGUGCGAGUACAGUACGAUCAGCAGCCAUCAACAAUGCCAGCAAAUAUAUUCCUGGCAGCAAUGUUAACAAAUUGAAAGAAGAGUAUGAGCGAAAGAAAAAUGACAGACAUUUGUUAGGAGAUCUUUCAGUAGACAAACAUUACUUGGAGGAAUUACUCAAACAACCAGAUUUAAAAGGGAUAAAUGAUGAAUCAAAAAGUCAAAUAGAAAUAUUCGCCGAAGAAGGAGUAGCAUUCUUGAAUAAUAGGCAAGAGUUCUGGAGACAACAACGACCAAAAGCAAUAGCCAAGUCAAAGAAAAAAGAUAAGAAUAAUUGAAAAUCAUCUUCAAUCCAACAGUAACACGUAUUAUUGUUGUAUUAUUUGUAUAAAUUGUCACCUAUUGUCAGACUAUUAUUAAAGUUUGAAGUUAUA
Nilaparvata lugens (brown planthopper) is the source of this 2289-nucleotide messenger RNA. Its product is annotated as tetratricopeptide repeat protein 25. Gene Ontology annotation, cellular component: cytoplasm. Gene Ontology annotation, molecular function: protein binding. The coding region runs from base 808 to 2193 and encodes 461 amino acids. The transcript is spliced from 5 exons. The record is from RefSeq and is a predicted model, not a curated record. Lineage: Eukaryota; Metazoa; Arthropoda; Insecta; Hemiptera; Delphacidae.